Aspergillus affinis is the source of this 370-nucleotide messenger RNA. RefSeq lists its product as uncharacterized. Gene Ontology annotation, cellular component: transcription factor TFIID complex; SAGA complex; SLIK (SAGA-like) complex. The annotation marks the transcript as partial. NCBI's taxonomy places the organism in Eukaryota, Fungi, Ascomycota, Eurotiomycetes, Eurotiales, Aspergillaceae. The transcript has a single exon. Gene Ontology annotation, biological process: RNA polymerase II preinitiation complex assembly; transcription initiation at RNA polymerase II promoter. The record is from RefSeq and is a predicted model, not a curated record. Gene Ontology annotation, molecular function: RNA polymerase II general transcription initiation factor activity; protein heterodimerization activity; transcription coactivator activity.
AUGUCCGUCUGGAACCCAGAUAAUAUCCGCGACGUGGCCGAGUCCGCCGGGAUCUCGAACCUCAACAACGACGUAACCGAGAACCUCGCCCGGGACGUGGAAUACCGCAUCGCCCAGGUCCUGGAGGAGGCGCUUAAGUUCAUGCGCCAUAGUCGUCGCACCCUCCUCACGACGCAGGAUGUGGCGCAGGCUCUGCGCGUCCUGGACGUCGAGCCCCUGUAUGGUUACGAAUCUACCCGGCCGCUGCGCUUCGGGGAGGCUUCUUUGGGGCCUGGACAGCCGCUGUUUUACGUGGAGGAUGAGGAGGUCGAUUUUGAGAAGUUGAUUAAUGCGCCGUUGCCGAGGGUGCCGAGGGAGAUUUCUUUUACUG